CGGGAUAAAGCGGUCGCCGGCCGCCGCCCCGCAGACGCGCCACCGCCGCCAUGGCCCAGUCCCUGUGCCCGCCGCUCUCCGAGUCCUGGCUCCUCUCCCCGGGAUGGGGCCCCGCUCGGCCUCCGCCGCCCUCCGACAGGGACUGCGGGUGCUCCCCGGCCUCGUCCCCGGACUCCUGGGGCAGCGUCCCGGCCGGCAGCCCGGAGCCGAGCCCCGGGCAGCCCGGCACCCACGCGGGCCCCAGAGCCCGGAGCGCGGGGAGGCGAGGCGCCCGGGGCAGCCGCCUGGGCUCGGGGCAGCGGCAGAGCGCCAGCGAGCGCGAGAAGCUGCGCAUGCGCACCCUCGCCCGCGCCCUGCACGAGCUGCGCCGCUUCCUGCCGCCGUCCGUGGCGCCCGCCGGCCAGAGCCUCACCAAGAUCGAGACGCUGCGCCUGGCCAUCCGCUACAUCGGCCACCUGUCGGCCGUGCUGGGCCUCAGCGAGGAGAGCCUGCAGCAGCAGCGGCGGCGACGGCGGCGCAGCGACGCGGCGACCCCUCGGGGCUGCCCGCUCUGCCCCGACGGCGGCCCCGCGCAGGCGCAGACGCAGGUGCAGGCGCAGGUGGCGGCGCGCGCCCCGGCCCUGGGCUCCGCCGCGACGUGGGGGUCCUCGCCCGCCUGUCCCGUAGCACUGGGGGCGCCCGAGCCUCGAGACCCGCCGGUGCUCUACGACAAGGCGGCGUGUCCGGAAUCGCAGACAAUGGAACUGGACCCCUCGUCUCCGCUCUUUCCUGGCGACGUGCUGGCCCUGCUGGAGACCUGGAUGCCCCUUUCGCCGCUGGAGUGGCCGCCCGCCUGAAUCGUUGAAGUGACUCCCUGUAACUGACACCCUGUCUGUGAGCAUCGAGGCCUUCUCAGCCUCGGCACCUUCAAAACGGCCGCUCUCCAGACUCCCUUUCCUGGGAGGGGGCCCCUGUGAUACUGGCAUACGCGUUCCUGAGAGGGGGAGCCUGUCCCCACCCAGGACGGUCCUCCCCAGCCCUUCCCUCAAUGGAAGGACCCGUAGGUAGACCCUGGGAGGCCGGCAGGAGGUGCCUGCCUAGUAUGUAUUUAUUUAUUUGUGAAUAAACGUGCUGGUGUCCAUUGA
This is a messenger RNA of Mustela lutreola (European mink), 1124 nucleotides long. It is a transcript of the gene MESP1, whose product is annotated as mesoderm posterior bHLH transcription factor 1. Gene Ontology annotation, cellular component: nucleus. Gene Ontology annotation, molecular function: DNA-binding transcription factor activity, RNA polymerase II-specific; RNA polymerase II cis-regulatory region sequence-specific DNA binding; protein dimerization activity. Bases 51 to 836 code for a protein of 261 amino acids. Lineage: Eukaryota; Metazoa; Chordata; Mammalia; Carnivora; Mustelidae. The transcript has 2 exons. Gene Ontology annotation, biological process: somite rostral/caudal axis specification; regulation of transcription by RNA polymerase II; mesoderm formation. The record is from RefSeq and is a predicted model, not a curated record.